Messenger RNA from Taeniopygia guttata (zebra finch), 3015 nucleotides. It is a transcript of the gene PLA2G7, whose product is annotated as phospholipase A2 group VII. The record is from RefSeq and is a predicted model, not a curated record. Gene Ontology annotation, molecular function: 1-alkyl-2-acetylglycerophosphocholine esterase activity. Lineage: Eukaryota; Metazoa; Chordata; Aves; Passeriformes; Estrildidae.
GUGACAAAGCACCGGGAGCCCCGCCCCGGGAGUGCUUCCUCGGCAGGCCCGCCCCGGGGGAGCCCAGCCGGGCAGCGGGGCACCGGGGAAGGAUGGCUCCGUGUCUCCUUCCCCAAGGAGAAGGCGGCAAGUAGAGCCCAGCCCGGGAUGCGGCUGCUUCCCCCCGCGCUCUGCGCAUCGCCGGGGCCAGCCCGGCGCGGAGGGGUCAACCCAGGUACGGCCACAUCGUCCCGACACCCGCUCCGGCACGGGCAGCCUGACCUUGUCUCGCCAGGGGCCGAGCCCGGCAUUCGUCAUUCCUGCUGGAAAAAUGGCAGCGGCGUUGUGUUUCUCCGUGACAUCCCACUCCCCCUGAUGCACAGGCCGGUUUUCCUUGAGGAGCAGCAGAAUCCUCUCUCUGUGCGGUUCGUAGCGCCGCAGAUCUCCCGAGUGCCGCCGCGGCCUCACCAGCCAAAGGUUUCAUCCCACUUUUCUGUAAGUGCACGGUGCUGUCUGCUCCUUGGGAUUCAGGAUACAACAACGAAAAUCCCCAGUAGAACAGUGAAGUCACCAAUGGAAAUGUCGAGCACCAGCAGCACUGAGAAGUUUUACAGGAUCCCUGAAGGAAAGGGACCACACUCGGUUGGAUGUACAGACCUGAUGACAGAAAAUGCAGUUGAGGGAAGCUUUUUGCGCCUGUAUUAUCCAGCAUAUGAUGCCACAGAUAUUGAAGAAGCACGAUGGAUUCCAGACAAAGAAUACUAUCAGGGUCUCUCUGACUUCCUUAAUAUGUACCGAGUUGUAGGAGAAAGGCUUUUCCAUUAUUAUGUUGGUUCAGUGACCUGUCCUGCAAAGUCAAAUGCUGCUUUUAAGCCAGAAGAAAAAUACCCACUUCUUGUUUUUUCCCAUGGACUUGGAGCUUUUCGGACAAUCUAUUCUGCUAUUUGCAUAGAGAUGGCUUCUCAGGGCUUCAUAGUGGCUGCUGUGGAACACAGAGAUGAAUCUGCUUCAGCCACAUAUUAUUGUAAAAGAAGGUCUGUUUCUGAGUCACAGGAAGAGUCUAUGCCUAGCAUGGAGAAGGAGUGGAUCUACUACAGGAAACUGAAAACUGGAGAGGAGGAGCGCUGCUUGCGCCAUAAGCAGGUGCAGCAAAGAGCACAGGAGUGUAUCAAAGCUCUCAAUCUCAUUCUUAAAAUCAAUUCAGGAGAGGAAGUAACGAACGUACUACAUUCAGACUUUGACUGGAACAGCCUAAAGGAUUCUGUUGAUACUAGCAGAAUAGCUGUGAUGGGACACUCUUUUGGUGGUGCUACAGUAAUUGAAAGUCUCAGCAAAGAAAUAAGAUUUAGGUGUGGCAUUGCCCUCGAUGUAUGGAUGCUUCCUGUAGGUGAUGACAUUUGCCAAAACAGCGUCCAGCAACCGCUGCUUUUUAUCAACUCUGAAAAGUUCCAGUGGGCUGAGAACAUCUUAAAGAUUAAGAAGCUCAUCUCCAAUGACACAAACAAGAAAAUGAUCACUAUCAAGGGGUCAGUACAUCAGAGCUUUCCUGAUUUCACCUUUGUGAGCGGAGGAAUCAUUGCAAGAUUUUUCAAAUUAAAAGGAGAAAUAGAUCCAAACGAAGCUAUUGAUAUCAGCAAUCGUGCUUCAUUGGCUUUCCUACAGAAACAUCUGAGUCUUAAGAAGGAUUUUGAUCAGUGGGAUUCUCUUGUGGAUGGCAUAGGAGCCAAUGUUAUUCCUGGAACCAAUAUUGACACAUCUCCAGCUGAACCUGAGUAAGGAAUACAAAGUAGUACUGAAAAUGCCAUGGACCUCAGGACACUAAUACUAGUCAGACAUGUUGUGGCAUUAAACACAAAGCUUUUGGAGUGUGGAACAAAAAAAAAAGGCACUAAGUUACAUAAUCAUAAAAACAGAGGUUUCUGUUCAAAUGAGUUAGUGGGAUGCUCUGAAAUACUGCAAUAGGGUAACUUCUGCUUUGUAAGCAGCUUGGGGGAAAUCACUUGGUAAUAAUUUAAAUGCUCUUUCUGGUUUUGACUGGAGUCAAGUUUGCAGAAAGACAGAUUGAGCUCCAAGGAAUUCAGCUACAGGUUCCUUUACCAAGCUUUAUGUAAGUUUGCAUCCAGCAAGCCUUUACUGCAGGGUAGGAGAAAAGAAACAAAACAAAACAAAAAACCCAAACCACCACUUUUCCGUUUAGAGUCUUUCAGCUGUGCUCUGACAACAGUUGGGAGUUAAAGAUGCCUGUGGAGGGUAGUCUUCAAAACUGUGUCUUACUAAAAUAAGUCACAGUAAAAGCUACAGGAAAGACUUCAGCUGACAGCAGAUAAAGUCCAGACACAGGACUCCUCACAGGAGCUUAAUCCACUUAAAUGUAAGAGGUGUUCAGUGCCGUAUGUAGAGGAUGAUAUUUAUAUCUCAGAAGUUUUUCAAUGGGCCACUCUAGUAGCAACUGUAUUUGCCCUUGGGCAAAGCUCCAGCAGCUCCUCCCUUUGUCUGUGCUUCCACUGUCACACAGUCAGACUGCAGGGGAAAUACAGAUGUGGCACCUCUACAGCUCCCUUUACAUGGUCCUUGUCAGCACUGCUUCAGCUCCGAGUUCUCUCCAGGUAGUAAACACUCCCCAGACACUCUGCUUUGUCCAGGUACUGCCAGUCAUCUCUAGGUGACUCAGUUGGCUCCCACUGACAGAUACAGACAGCAGUGGUUGUACCUGGACAAAGAUUGUCAGCAGCCACCUGGGUGGCAUUCUUUAAGGCUCUCCUUUUUGGAUCAGAACUGCCUGAAGCUGCCCCAUGGAGAGGUGUCUUCUAAAUUCAGUUAAUUUCAAAAUCAGGUUACAAAGAAAGCCACUGAAGCAAGCAAAUUAAGAAAUUAACAGUGUAAUUAAGUAUUUUACAUAAUCUGUGAUCUUAAAAUGAGAUUGCAAUAACACCUAAGACCUGUCUUUCAGAAUUUAAUUAAAUUCUCCCCAGCCUAGUGCCAUGCAUUGUCUGUAUUAAGCAAAUAAACGUGCUUGUCUUACUGAGUCAGCACUAA